This is a messenger RNA of Parastagonospora nodorum SN15, 528 nucleotides long. RefSeq lists its product as hypothetical. Gene Ontology annotation, molecular function: flavin adenine dinucleotide binding; oxidoreductase activity. The transcript is spliced from 4 exons. Bases 1 to 528 code for a protein of 175 amino acids. Lineage: Eukaryota; Fungi; Ascomycota; Dothideomycetes; Pleosporales; Phaeosphaeriaceae. The record is from RefSeq and is a predicted model, not a curated record.
AUGUGCCAGGAGUGCGUGUACAGAGCCGAGCUGAUGUUUCACCGAUGGGCGAGGGUGGGCGAUACUAUGGAGAGUAACAGAGAUAGCGGCCACAUGAUUGUCGACCCGCAGCUUACUGGAGAUUAUGGUAGCGGUGGUGACUACAAGUAUACUGCCUACAGAGUUGACUCACCACCACUUUCCAUAAGUGGUCUGCCGGACGGCCACGAGAAUAACAGGCAGCUCAUCAUAAAUUCGACAUGCGACUAUAUCAUCGUCGGCGGUGGACUCGCAGGCGUAACAAUUGCCUCACGUCUCAAGCAGUAUCUCUUCGACUCGCGCAUCACUUUACUCGAGGCUGGAACCAAUGCUGUCGAGCAUCCCAAAAUCAACCAUGUCUCGGAUGGUACCGAGUUUCUACAGCUAAUGGCAGACGGUCUGACGGUCGUUUACUCCACGACACCGCAACCAUGUCUUGACAAUCGCCAGAUCAUGAACCCGGCUGGGCGCUUACUCUCUGAUGGAAGCGGCGUUGAAAUGGGGAACUAG